This is a messenger RNA of Penicillium lagena, 1392 nucleotides long. RefSeq lists its product as uncharacterized. Gene Ontology annotation, molecular function: carbohydrate:proton symporter activity. Bases 1 to 1392 code for a protein of 463 amino acids. Gene Ontology annotation, cellular component: membrane. The transcript is spliced from 5 exons. NCBI's taxonomy places the organism in Eukaryota, Fungi, Ascomycota, Eurotiomycetes, Eurotiales, Aspergillaceae. Gene Ontology annotation, biological process: carbohydrate transport; transmembrane transport. The record is from RefSeq and is a predicted model, not a curated record.
AUGGGAGACACAAAGGAAAACCAAUUUGCCGCUUCAGACAGUGUCAAUGUCGAUCGGCCGGCGCAGGACGAGAUGCCCAGCGAGAAGAUUUUGAUUGCUGAGGCACAAGUCGGCUUUGCCGAUGAGAAAGAGCUAGGUCCAAGGGCAGCCCUUAAAGCCUAUCCCAAUGCUGUCCUGUGGUGUCUUGCUUUCGCGGCUUGCGUUAUCAUGGAGGGUUAUGAUACUGCUUUGCUUGGAAGCUUCUACGCAUAUCCUGCAUUUCAAAUCAGGUUUGGCCGUUUCGUGGGAGUCACACCGAGCACGCCGAGCGGAUAUCAAUUGACCGCAGCCUGGCAAGCUGGCAUGGGCCAAGCGGGUGGUGUGGGCAGCUUCUUCGGAGCCAUUCUCAAUGGCUAUAUGGUACCAAAAUGGGGUCAGAGGCGCGUUGUUAUAGGGUCUCUCAUUGUCUUGAUCAUUGGGAUCUUCUUUCCUUUCUUUGCACCGAAUUUGGUUGUGUUGACGGUUGGAGAGGUGAUCUGCGGCUUUCCCUGGGGAAUCCUCACCACUUGUGCGACUUCCUAUGCGUCCGAAGUUCUGCCUACUUCUCUCCGCGUCUACCUGACUUCAUUGACCAAUAUGUGCUUCAUCAUCGGCCAACUCAUUGCAGCUGGCAUAUUAAAAGGCUUGUCGAAUCAUAUCAGUCCAUGGGCCUAUAGAAUCCCUUUCGCAAUCCAAUGGGUGUGGCCUUGUUUCUUGAUUCCUCUAGUGUAUCUUGCUCCUGAAAGCCCCUGGUACCUAGUCAGAAAGAAUCGCUUAGAGGACGCCGAGAAAUCACUACGACGAUUUCAAAAUCCCAAAGCGAAUAUCAACUCUGCGAACACGCUCGCAUUAAUUAUCCAUACUGAUAAGUUUGAACAAAACCACGACGUGGGUACGAAAUAUUCGGACUGUUUCAAAGGCCCGGAGCUUCGCCGAACCGAGAUCGCUUGCAUGGUCAUAACCGGUCAAGUCUUGUGCGGUAUCAAUUUUGCCUAUAAUAGCUCCUACUUCUUUGAAAAUGUCGGUGUUGGUACAUCUACCACGUACUCCCUUAACCUUGGAGGAACCUUCCUGGCUCUUUUUGGCUGCUUUGUCAAUUGGUUCGCUCUUAUGCCAUAUAUCGGCCGUCGUACAAUUUACAUCUGGGGUAUGGGAGGAAUGACCGUGAUUCUCAUUUUGAUCGGUAUCCUUAAUGUGUGGACCGAUCGCAAAGCAAUUGCCAUGACGCAAGCGGUGCUUACUCUUGUCUGGACCUUAAUCUUCCAGUUCUCUGCUGGGCAGCUCGGCUGGGCGCUUCCGGCCGAGAUGGGAUCAACGCGACUCCGCCAGAAGACCAUCUGCAUCGCAAGAAACGCAAACGGUCGUGGAACCUAA